This is a messenger RNA of Ostreobium quekettii, 1101 nucleotides long. The record is from the annotation of a GenBank genome assembly. Lineage: Eukaryota; Viridiplantae; Chlorophyta; Ulvophyceae; Bryopsidales; Ostreobiaceae.
AUGGCGCUGGGCCGACUGUGCCGAAGCCUCGGCGGCCUUUGCAGCGCCUACGGCGCGCCCGCGGCAGCCGACCUGUGCAGGGCCCCCGCAAGCGCCUGGCGGUGCCUGCCCUCCAGUCCCUUAAGCGUGCUGGCCGAUCCCGCGCCCCACGCCGAAGGCGAAGCCACCUCGAGGGCAACCUCCGAACCUUCCUCUAGCGCCGCCGUCUCUGACCAAGGCGACAUCGAGCAACUGCCCGAUCAAGACGCCGUCCCGAACGCCCAGCCAGCGUCGACUUUCACUCCAUCCGACCACGCGGCGCGAUCUGUGGACGGCGCGGGAUCCUCGAGUGGGCCGCCCACUUCGGGAGGUGAUCCUGUGGGCGGGAGCGCCGCGGAGAAGCAGGCAUUCGCAUUCCCGAACGAUGCCAGCGACCGGGAUGCCGCCUUCGUGCUGGUGAAGAAGGACGCCGUCGUGGGCAAGAUCUCGGCGGCCAUACUCAAUAGGCUGCGCGCGGGGAAGCGCGUGGUGAUGUACUCCACGGGGGACGCGUCCGUGAGCAACGCCGUCAAGUCGAUGGCGCUGGCGAGGCUGUGGCUAGGCAAGGCGCCCGUCGGCGACGACAGCGCGCAGGCGGCUGCGGUCGACUUCGGGUGCAGGGUCGUGCACCAGCCGGGGGCGGCCGACGACCGCAUAUCGAAGUUCAUGUUCGCGCUGCAGAAGGUAGAAUACAGAGUGGACAGCGCUGACAUUCCUCCCGAGCAAAUCUUCAGGCCAGAAAAGAACACUGAUGGCAGGUCAUAUGGCUCCCUAAUCGCAUCGAACCUGGAGCUGGGCAGGUCGGUUGCCAUCAAUGCGAUGGGACCCAGGCCAGUAGCUGCCAUGGUGCUUGCGCACACCUGGGCCAGAAAGAUGCUGAGGUCCGCUGGACAUGACUGCCUGUGCUUCCCCGAGUUUCAUACAGUGAAAGUGCCAGAGUGGGGCGACAGAACUGUUGUCCAGAUGAUGUUCAAGAAGGUGCCUUUUGAUGUAGAGCAAGAUUUCAAGCCGGAGUGGAGGCCCAGAUGGGCUGACCCGUCAGCAGGCUCACACUCAGAGUUGUCUACAGAGGCGGAUAGGUAG